GAUCCGGAUGGAAGGAGGGGCAGAGCCACAGCCCGCGUCCGGCCGACGGACAGCCCGAGCCCCCUGCCCGCUCCGGGGGGAUAUAUGGGGCGGCCGAGCCCGGGGGGCUUCUCUGUAGCCCAGGCGAAGGGGCUGCGGGUGCCCUGGCUGCAGUGAGCGGGCUCCGCCGUGGGACGCCGGCACCGGGGAAGGGACAUCAGCGGUGCCAGGGGCCGGCGGCGGGCAGCCAGGCAGGAUGCGGCGCUUCCAGGCUUUGCACCGAUCUUUCCCUUUCCUCACCCGCUUCCGCCUCUACCGAAGGCUGAGCUGUAGCAUGCAGGCGGAGGAGGGCACGGACUGGCUGCUGGAGCUGCUCACUGAGCUUCAGCUGCAGCAGUACUUCCUGCGCAUCCGGGACGAGCUCAAUGUCACACGCCUCUCCCACUUCGAGUACGUCAAAAAUGAGGAUCUGGAGAAGAUCGGCAUGGGACGCCCUGGCCAGCGGCGGCUGUGGGAGGCAGUGAAGCGGAGGAAAGCCAUGUGCAAGCGGAAAUCCUGGAUGAGCAAGGUGUUCAGUGGGAAGCGCCCAGAGUCGGAGCUGCCACCCCAGCCCCAGAGUACUUUCCGCAAGCCCCCCACACCACCACCCCCCGAGGCUGGGGGCCAACACUCCCUCACCUGCCUUGUGCGGGAGCGGGACCUCUCGAUCUUUGAGAAGCUGGGUGACGGCUCCUUUGGCGUCGUGCGUCGUGGAGAGUGGUGCACACCUGCUGGCAAGACGCUGAACGUGGCAGUGAAGUGCCUCAAGACAGAUGUGCUGAGCCAGCCGGAGGCACUGGAUGACUUCAUCCGGGAGGUGAAUGCCAUGCACUCCCUGGACCACAGGAACCUCAUCCGCCUGUAUGGUGUGGUGCUCUCCCACCCCAUGAAGAUGGUGACAGAGCUGGCCCCGCUGGGCUCCCUCCUGGACCGACUGCGGAAAAACCAGGGCCAUUUCCUCAUCUCCACUCUCUGCCAGUAUGCCAUCCAGGUGGCCAAGGGCAUGGCCUACCUGGAGUCCAAGCGCUUCAUCCACCGUGACCUGGCCGCCCGCAACAUCCUGCUGGCUUCCAAUGACCUCGUCAAGAUUGGGGACUUUGGGCUGAUGCGAGCCCUGCCAAAAAAUGAUGACCACUAUGUGAUGCAGGAGCACCGCAAGGUCCCCUUCGCCUGGUGUGCUCCUGAAAGCCUGAAGACACGCACCUUCUCCCAUGCCAGCGACACCUGGAUGUUCGGAGUGACCCUCUGGGAGAUGUUCACUUAUGGUCAGGAGCCUUGGAUAGGCCUCAACGGCAGCCAGAUCCUGCACAAGAUAGACAAGGAGGGUGAGCGGCUGCCACGGCCUGAGGACUGUCCCCAGGACAUCUACAACGUCAUGCUGCAGUGCUGGGCACAUAAGCCCGAGGACCGACCCACCUUUGUGGCCCUGCGGGACUUCUUGGUGGAGGCCCAGCCCACUGACAUGAGGGCACUGCAGGACUUUGAGGAGCCUGACAAGCUGCACAUCCAGAUGAAUGACAUCAUCACGGUCAUCGAGGGCAGGGCCGAGAAUUACUGGUGGCGGGGUCAGAAUAAACGGACCCUAAAAGUGGGCCAAUUUCCCCGAAACACGGUGACCUCGGUGGCAGGGCUGUCAGCCCACGACAUCAGCCAGCCGCUUAAAAACAGCUUCAUCCACACAGGCCAUGGAGACACCAACCCGCAGCACUGCUGGGGGUUUCCCGAUAAAAUUGAUGAGCUGUACCUGGGAAAUCCCAUGGACCCUCCUGACAUUUUAGGUGUGGACCCGAGCACUGCCAGACCCACACAGCUUCCAGGCAGGACUAAAAGGCAACCACCUCCACGCCCGCCUCAGCCUACCGUCCUGCUAACCAAGCCUUGCUACGACCCAGUGAGUGAGGAGGAAGAGGGUCUGCCAGGGGGUCUCCGGAAGCUCUGCCUGAAGAAGACAGGCACAGGGAAGGGUCUGCGACCAGUCAAGCCGUCAGCACGGGUACCAGGCACCAAGGUGGGCGAGCGGCAACCCGGACGGCUGGCAAGCGAGGGGCCGGCGGGCGGCGAGGUGACACUCAUCGACUUUGGGGAGGAAGUGCCCCAAGGUACCCCCUCUCCAGUGGGGGAGCUGACAGCCCCAUCAUUAGCCAAGCUGGCCAUGGAGGCCUUCUCUUUGCUGGACAAGACCCCACCGCAGAGCCCCACGCGGGCUCUACCCCGGCCUCUGCACCCCACACCAGUGGUGGACUGGGACGCCCGCCCCUUGCCCCCACCCCCUGCCUAUGAUGACGUGGCGCAGGACGAGGAUGACUUUGAGGUGUGUUCCAUCACCAGCCCCCCGAGCCGCCGGGGCAAGACCAACUAUGGCUUCGUGGAUGAGGGUGAGCGGGGACCGGUGCUGGAGGACAACCUCUUCCUGCCCCCCAAGGAGACCAAACAGCCCAGCAUGACACAGACCACCGAGCUCUUUGAGGAGCUGCAGCAGGAGUGCAUGAAGAGGCUCAAUGUCCCCUUGGGACCGGCUGCCCCUGCUGAUGACAAGCCCCAAAUCCCACCCCGUGUUCCAAUCCCACCCCGGCCCCUUCGCCGCAAUGAGCCCGGGCGCUGGUCAGGGGACCUUUCCCCAGCCUCAGGGGGUGAGGAAGACCGACCACCCCAGAUUCCCCCCCGGGACCCGCUGUCGCAGCCCACCUCCCGGACACCCAGCCCCAUGGCUCUGCAGGUGGGCUCCCCACAGCAACGUGCUGCCCUCUGCUCCUGCCUUUCCACCUCACCAGGGAAGCCCAUGCCUACCACGCAGAGCUUUGCCCUCGACCCCAAGUACGCCACUCCCAAGGUCAUUCAGGCACAGGGCAAGGACUGCUCCAAGGGACCCUGCAUCCUGCCCAUUGUGAAGGAUGGGCAGAAGGUCAGCAGCACCCACUACUACCUGCUGCCUGAGCGCCCUGCCUACCUGGACAAGUAUGAGAAGUUUUUCAAGGAGGCUAAAAGCCCAGAGGAGGUACCAGCAUCCCGCCAGGUCACCACAGCCACCGUCCGUCCCAUGGUGCAGCAGCCACUGCCAGACUGCAAGGCCAACUUUUCUUCCAAUAACAGCAAUCCUGGGCCCAAGUGCCUGGUGAAAGCCUCUUGCAGCCUCCAGAAGAUUGUCUACGAUGGGCCAGAUGUUUGCCGUCCCGCUGAAAAGAUCCGGCUGGUGCAGGAAAUGGUGCACGGUGUGACAACCGACGAGUGCCAGGCAGCCCUGCAGAACCACGGCUGGAGUGUCCAACGGGCCAUCCAGUAUCUGAAGGUGGAGCAGCUCUUCUGCCUGGGGCUGAAGUCCCGUGGCGACUGCCAGCGGGUGCUGGAGAUGUUUGACUGGAACCUGGAGCAGGCCAGCUCCCACCUCCUUGAUCCCUACAGCGCCGCCCGCCAGAAGUGGUGACAGUGGGGAUGGGGUGAGUGGUGUCAGAUCCAGAGAAGGCACCUCACCACGGGGCCAGUGUCCCCGCCUCCACCCACGCAACCUGCUGCUGGACUCUGGACCGAGCCCCCGCUUUGGGGGUGGGGACACCCCAAAAGGGACCCUGCUCCAGACUUGCUGGGGUGCUUAUGCCCUGAUUUGGGCAAAUGGGCUCUGUCCCCUGGCCUCUUGUUGAAUUGUUUUUGUAAAGAGAAAUGUAAUUUUAAUAUAUAUUAUGUAUAUAUAUAAAAGUAUUCUAUGGAGAGGA
This is a messenger RNA of Lepidothrix coronata (blue-crowned manakin), 3725 nucleotides long. It is a transcript of the gene TNK2, whose product is annotated as tyrosine kinase non receptor 2. Gene Ontology annotation, molecular function: protein serine/threonine/tyrosine kinase activity; protein binding; ATP binding. The transcript has 16 exons. Gene Ontology annotation, cellular component: extrinsic component of cytoplasmic side of plasma membrane. NCBI's taxonomy places the organism in Eukaryota, Metazoa, Chordata, Aves, Passeriformes, Pipridae. The coding region runs from base 236 to 3439 and encodes 1067 amino acids. The record is from RefSeq and is a predicted model, not a curated record. Gene Ontology annotation, biological process: negative regulation of epidermal growth factor receptor signaling pathway; regulation of keratinocyte differentiation; signal transduction.